Carcharodon carcharias (great white shark) is the source of this 2438-nucleotide messenger RNA. RefSeq names its product zinc finger protein 385D-like. Gene Ontology annotation, cellular component: nucleus. The record is from RefSeq and is a predicted model, not a curated record. The transcript is spliced from 8 exons. Gene Ontology annotation, molecular function: zinc ion binding; nucleic acid binding. Bases 1 to 1263 code for a protein of 420 amino acids. Lineage: Eukaryota; Metazoa; Chordata; Chondrichthyes; Lamniformes; Lamnidae.
AUGGAGGAGGCUGGUCCGAACCAGGAUGCUGACAUUGCAAGGGGCCGUAGCAUUAAUCAACUGAAGACACUCCCAGCAGUUGGCCAGACUCACACUGCAAUGAUACAACGCAUGAUGGAUGUGAAGCCAGUUCUCUCUUUCCCAUUUGAUGUCCUUUCUCCCAUCAGGCUCUUUCACAAUGUCAAUCCAACCGACAUGGUGCUCAGGGCAGCCGUUAGUCACCCUCUUGGAAUCCCCUUCCCUCCAAACAAGAGGCAGAUCAACUCCUGCAACAUUUGCCAGCUUUGUUUCAACUCCCAGAGCCAAGCUGAAGCCCACUACAAAGGCAACAAGCACGCCAGGAUGGUCAAGGGGCUGGAGUCCAACAAAGUUAAACAGAAAGGGCCUCCUACCAGGGACAAUGCAAAUUCUACCAUCUCCAGGACCAGCUACACCUCACCUACAGGUGUCACUGAAAAGAACAUUAGGACAGCAGACGAUGACGUGGAGGUUAUUUCCAAUGCAGUCCAUCCAGAAGCUCUCCAGUCUGUUCCCACAUUGCUCCCUACUCACUUUCAACCAACCACUGACCUAACUGCAUCAACUGACAGUACUUCGACUCUAACUCUAGCGAGGGGAGAUUCUGAGGUGGAUGGAAUGACAGCCAUUGCUGCAGGAAUUGUUAAUAACCUGUCUGAUGAGGAGUCGGUAAUGAAACUGCGAUAUUGCUCACUGUGCAAAGUUGUUGUGAACUCAUUUUCCCAACUGCAGGCUCACAAUAGAGGCACCAAACACAAGACAAUGAUUGCGGCUCGAAAUGGUUUGGGUCCCAUAAAGGUUUAUCCGAAACCACAUUUGAAACUCCAUGGACAGACAAGGCCCUGCUCUGAAUUACAGGACAAGAUCUUCCACUGUCAGCUGUGUGACGUUUGUGUUAACUCAGACAUCCAGCUGAAGCAGCACAUAUCCAGCCGAAGGCACAAGGACAGAGCUGCAGGAAAGUCUCCAAAGCCCAAACUCAGUCCACGCAACAAGCUACAGCUCAAUGUUCAAGCACCAGCGAUGUUGCUGCCCUUGCAGAAUGAGUUCCAGGAGUCAGUAGCAGCCAGGUUUCUGCCCAGUCCAUUGGCUUCUGUCAUGACAACAGUCUCACCCUCGCUGUCUCUGCGACCGGCUGCAGCUCCCACCAUUUACCAGGCACCAUCAAUGGUUCACUCUCUACUUCAACCAGCUCCAGGACCAAUUCGGACCUCCCCGAGACCCAUUCUCUUUACCCCAUACUAACCCAGCAAAACCAGCACACUGCACCACGUGAAAUCGGAAUCCUGUUUCCCUGCCUCUAAUUCAUAGCAUUGUGUUGAGGACACAGUUCAAGGUUAGGGAUUGGAACCCUCAAUGAAAGAACGUUGGAGCUCAAAACUCACCUGAGGCUGGUUCUCUUCCAAAGGUGCCUUUGAUGGAAUCUCGUGGCAGUGAGAUGUUUCCACUGAUGGCACCUCCUGCUGAAUGGGGGAGACACCUGCUCAAACAAAACACCAACAACAGACCUCACGUGGCUCGAUCCCCACACAAAGUGCAGCUGGGCAGAAGGGAAGGGUCUCCAGAUUUCCAUAAAAAAGGUAGCCCCGCCUUAGGGACUGCAUUCAAAUAUUUAGUUAACUAACUUGGAGUAUUUUGAUGGGGUAACAGAGAGGGUUGAUGAGGAUAAUGUUAUUGUACAUGGACUUCCAAAAAGCAUUUGACACAGUGCAUCACAACAGACUUGUGAGCAUAGUUAUAGCUCAUGGAAUAAAAGGGACAGUAGCAACAUGGUUACAAAACUGUCUGAGUGACAGGGAACAGAGUAAUGGUGAAUUGUUGUGUUUUGGACAGGAGGAAGGUGGAGUUUCCCCAAAGGUUGGUGUUAUGACCCUUGCUCUUCCCUGAUGUAUUAGUGACCUCGGCCUUUAUGUACAGGGAACAAUUUCAAAAUUUCCAGGCAAUGCAAAACUUAAAAGUAACAGUGAGGAAGAUAGUGCAGAUCUUCAAAAAGACAUACACAGGUGGGCGGAAUGGGCAGACAAGUGGCGAAUGAGUCUUUAUGCAGAGAAGUGUGAAGUGAAUCAUUUUUGUAAGAAUAAUGUGCAGGCUGAUAGGGCAGGUUGAGGGAGUGAUUGAUAAAGCAGACGGUAUCCUGGGCUUUUUAAAAGUAGUAUAGAGUACAAAAGCAAGGCAGUUAUGUUAAAAUUGUAUAAAACACUGGUUUGGCCUCAAUUGGAGUAUUGCAUCCAGUUCUGAUUACCACACUUUAGGAAGGAUAUGAAGGCCCGUGAGAGAAUGCAGAAACUCAUCUCCUGGUUCCUUGAAGAUUGUCCAACAUCUGCAAAGGAUGAGAUAGAAUAUUCUCCAACUGGAUGUGUGCAGCUCCAAUAACAUUCAAGAAACUUGACACCAUCUGGGAUAGAGUUACCUGCUUGACU